This is a messenger RNA of Loxodonta africana (African savanna elephant), 634 nucleotides long. RefSeq names its product serum amyloid A-2 protein-like. The transcript has 4 exons. Lineage: Eukaryota; Metazoa; Chordata; Mammalia; Proboscidea; Elephantidae. The record is from RefSeq and is a predicted model, not a curated record. Gene Ontology annotation, cellular component: extracellular region. The coding region runs from base 87 to 455 and encodes 122 amino acids.
UCCAGUAGGGAAGGCUCAGUAUAAAUACCAGCUGCCUCUCCCCAGCAGGCAGGAUCAGCAGCUCUGCUUCCCCAGAACUCAGCACGAUGAAGCUUUUCACAGGCCUCAUGUUCUGCUCCUUGGUCCUGGGAGUCAGCAGCCAAGGCUGGUGGAGCUUCAUCCCUGAGGCUGUUGGAGGGGCUCGGGACAUGUGGAGGGCCUACAGCGACAUGAAAGAAGCCAAUUACAUAGGUGCAGACAAAUACUUCCAUGCUCGAGGGAACUAUGACGCUGCACGAAGGGGACCUGGGGGUGCCUGGGCAGCUGAAGUGAUCAGCGAUGCCAGAGAGGGUUUUCAGUCCUUCACAGGCCGUGGAGAUGAAGACACGAGGGCUGACCAGGAAGCCAACAAAUGGGGCCGCAGUGGCAAAGACCCCAAUCACUUCAGACCUCAUGGGCUGCCUGACAAGUACUGAGCUUCCUCUUCACUUGCUCCCAGAUAUGAGGUUGUGAGCCCCUGAGGGUGGGGACACAGGGUUAUUGAGUUCUGUGUCCCCAGAAGCUAGCAAAGGGCACAUCACAGGUUCCCAAUAAAUUUUUAAGAAAUGGAAUUAGUGGAAAAACCGUGUCUUCUUUGUGAUCACUUUUGGUACCG